Molecule: messenger RNA, 988 nt
Organism: Plectropomus leopardus (leopard coralgrouper)
Lineage: Eukaryota; Metazoa; Chordata; Actinopteri; Perciformes; Serranidae
Source: RefSeq, a predicted model, not a curated record
ACCUGUGUUUCUGCUAUUCUUCCAUGAUAAUGUUUAGGCAAAGAUGCUUCACUGAUGAUACAUGCACGUAUCUUUUCUCUUUCAGUGAAAAAGUCGCUGUCUUUAAAAACAUGGCGUUCAGGCCGAUCUGCUCUAAAUGUUUUCUAGUACGUCACAAACAACAUUGAGGUCCAACUAGGGAACCAGUUGGACGAGUCUUGAAUGGAACCAGGUGAGGUUGUGAAGAGAAUCCCUGCUCUGCUUCUACAUUCUUCACCAGUUGUAUCCAGCUGUGUUCACAGACACAAACAAGUUAACCUCGGAGCCAGUUUGGCCUUUUUCAGGCGACUCCUGCAAGAAUUUGCCACCCCUCACGUGGUGCGCCUUGAAGCAGCCUAUCCCGGAGGAGGUCCCGGGUGCCCACGCUCUGUUUCAAGCAUAAAAACCCCGGCGGUUUGGGCUCCUUACGUCAGUCAACACCAGUCAAACAAAAGGCAAGAUGACUACUCUCUCAGCUAAGGACAAGGACAGAGUCAAAGCCUUCUGGGCCAAAAUCGCCCCGAAGUCCGAGGAUAUCGGCGCGGAGGCUUUGUCCAGGAUGCUGAUUGUGUACCCUCAGACCAAGACUUACUUCGCCCACUGGAAGGACCAGAGCCCCACCUCCCCUUCUGCCAGGAAGCACGGAAUUACUGUGAUGGGUGGAAUUGCAGAUGCUGUGACCAAAAUCGACGACCUGAAGGGAGGUCUCCUGACCCUCAGUGAGCUGCAUGCCUUCACUCUGCGUGUGGACCCUGCCAACUUCAAGAUUGCCUCGCACUGCAUCAUGGUGGUCUUGGCCGCUAUGUUCCCCAACGACUUCACCCCUGAGGUGCAUGUGUCCUUUGACAAGUUCCUGGCUGCUCUGGCUUUGGCCCUGUCUGAGAAAUACCGAUAAACAGCAGAUGACGGAGCCUGCAGCACGAGCUCACACAUUGCAUGAUGAUUAAUAAAUGCAUUGAUGCAAAAACAA